Messenger RNA from Drosophila teissieri, 3699 nucleotides. RefSeq names its product small conductance calcium-activated potassium channel protein (gene SK). Gene Ontology annotation, molecular function: small conductance calcium-activated potassium channel activity; calmodulin binding. The transcript has 15 exons. The coding region runs from base 684 to 3680 and encodes 998 amino acids. Gene Ontology annotation, cellular component: neuronal cell body; plasma membrane; neuron projection. Lineage: Eukaryota; Metazoa; Arthropoda; Insecta; Diptera; Drosophilidae. Gene Ontology annotation, biological process: potassium ion transmembrane transport. The record is from RefSeq and is a predicted model, not a curated record.
CGUGAAAGCGAGACGGACGCCCUCCGUCCCGUUAUAUGCUGUGUCUGUCUGUCUGUGUGUUGAGAGUUCUACGUCGCGCACUCCAAAAAAAUACAAAACAACAAAAAAAAAUAACACAAAAAUAUUAGCACUCACACACACUGGCACACACACACACAAGCAUACCUUAAUACAUAUAUAGUUGAAAAAAAUAAAUCAAAUAAAAAACAAGUGCAAGAAAAGAGAAAAGCGCCCAAUGCGGCCAAUGGAAAUGCCAAAGAAAAUGCAGCAGCUACAAAUUCGACAACAAAUGCAAAUUCUACAACAACAACAGCAGAAGAAGCAGCAGCAACAACAUCAACUGCAGUUUCCCAACACAUAAGUCCACCGAAUUUUCCGUCUUUGUCGCGCGCGCUCACACACAUACACACUCAACUUGCAUACACACACACACGGAGACACAUGCAUGUGCAUAAAUGGCAAUAUGGACGAACAGCAGCAGCAUUUGCGUUGUAUACCAACACAGUGACACGCGCGUGCCAAAUAUUGCCGAUUUUAUCACACAAGCAACAACAACAUCAGCGGGACCAGCUAUUAACUAAAGGAGCCAUUACAACAACAAUAACGGGAUCCAGCAAAGCAACAGCAACAGCAAGUACAACGAGAGCAACGAACAUUGCUGGAAGGCGUCGCAAAAUAUCAAAAUGUCAAUUCAGAAGCUAAACGACACCACCAACUCGGGCUACGUGAGUUCCGAGGAGACGGACUCGCUGCUGGUGAGCAGCUCGAAUCCAUCGAAGGGCGGCGGUCGGACGGCUCUGCUCCGCCAGGUGAAGAGUAGCUCCACAAAUGGGCCAACGACGGGGGCGUCCACCUCAUCCUCGGGAUCGGUAUCGGUGUCGGUAUCGGGCGGGGGCGGUGGAUCCGGUUCCGGUUCCGGUGGCGGCUCAGCAUCAGGCUCAGCAGCCGGGGCUUCCAAGCCAACGCUAAUGCGUCAGGAUCGCACUUCCACCUACCUGACCAGUCCGCAGCAGUCGCAGCAUGCGAGGAUGGGCUCCGAGGAGAGUAUGCGCGGUGGCAGCGCUGCCGCCGGCCAUGACGAGGAUGUGGAACAGGGCCUGGUCCGCAGCAGCAUAGUGCCUGAUAUCGAAGUACACGAAGAGGACCAAGAACAACACAGCCAACAGGCAACGAUGACCAAUAAUCAAUUGCAACAGCAGCAGCAGCAGCAGCAGCAGCAGCAGCAACAGCAACCGACCAUAUCAAUUAUGAAUUUAAGCCUCAAGCCCGGCGAUAGCCACAGUCACAGCCAUAGCCACAGCUCCAGUCCGGGCAGUCAUCCCAAUUUGGGCACCUCAUCAUAUCAGAAUCUGGCCUCGAGCAUACCGCCCAGCGUGCCCAGUCGCUGCCGGGCGUGCCGCAAUUGCAGCCGACGUGCUUCCACCACGCCCACCACGCUGAUCGAUCGCUCCGCCUCCCGCGACAGUGUGAAAAGUGCCUUCCAGCAGGGCAAUCUCAGCGGCUCCAUGGCCAUUUGCAUAUCAAACUCGGCCCUGCCCCAGCAGCAGCAGCAGCAGCAGCAACAGUAUCACCUGCAACAGCAACAGCACUACCAGUUGCAGCAACACCAUCUGCAUCAGCAGCAUCUGCAGCAGCAACAGCAGCAGCAGCAGGUGCCGCCCGUGCUAAUCACAUCAUCGCCAACGAACGGAUCACGGAUAAUACGGCAAAGCUCGCAGCCGGAAUCGAGCAGUACGGCCAUUUGCUGUGGCCCCCAUUCCGCCUGCGUCGGCCACGCCCACUCGCACUCGCACACGGUGCCGAAUGUCUCGCUGAAGCAACUGCGCGAGAGCUCCGGCGAUGGAAUCGCCGGCAUUGCAGCCGACUCCCUGCGGAUCAAUGGGGGCAUGCGGCCCUUCAAGCAGCUCCGCAAACCGGCGUCGACACUCUCAAUUCCUGGCUCGAUGAAAACACCUUCCAUUGCGAACCGGGAACAGAUCUCAUCUGGAUGCAACGAAGAAGCGGCCGAGGCACUAGUGGGUAUCCACUCAGACUACCCUAGGUAUGAAAUGUAUAUGGAAGAACGUGCUCUUACUGGCGGCAAUACGUCCAGGAAGCCAUCAACAAACUCGGCCAAACACAAACCCAAUGUGGGCUAUCGCCUGGGAAAGAGGAAAGCCCUCUUCGAGAAGCGCAAACGGAUCAGCGAUUACGCCCUGGUCAUGGGCAUGUUCGGGAUCAUCGUGAUGGUUAUCGAAAACGAACUGAGCAGUGCCGGUGUCUACACAAAGGCAUCGUUCUACUCGACAGCGUUAAAAACCUUAAUAUCUGUUUCGACUGUGAUUCUUUUAGGACUUAUAGUAGCUUACCAUGCUUUGGAAGUGCAGGUGAGAUUAUUCAUGAUAGAUAACUGCGCCGACGAUUGGAGGAUCGCAAUGACAUGGCAACGAAUUAGUCAAAUAGGGUUAGAACUUUUUAUAUGCGCUAUACAUCCAAUUCCUGGCGAAUACUAUUUCCAGUGGACGACGAAAUUGGCCAAUAAGAAUAAAACAAUUGGCACCGAAAUGGUGCCAUAUGACGUAGCUUUAUCAUUACCUAUGUUCCUUCGAUUAUAUUUAAUCUGCCGCGUAAUGCUGCUGCAUUCAAAGCUAUUCACAGAUGCAUCAUCACGGAGCAUUGGCGCUCUCAAUAGGAUUAAUUUUAACACAAGAUUCGUUUUAAAAACUCUAAUGACAAUAUGCCCGGGAACGGUUCUAUUGGUCUUCAUGGUCUCGCUGUGGAUCAUCGCAUCCUGGACGCUGCGUCAAUGCGAAAGAUUUCAUGAUGAAGAACAUGCGAAUCUUUUGAAUGCAAUGUGGCUGAUAGCGAUAACAUUUUUGAGUGUUGGUUUCGGUGAUAUUGUUCCGAAUACGUACUGUGGACGUGGUAUCGCUGUCAGUACAGGAAUAAUGGGCGCCGGCUGUACGGCUCUACUGGUGGCCGUUGUCUCCCGGAAACUGGAGCUGACCCGUGCCGAGAAGCAUGUGCACAACUUCAUGAUGGACACGCAGUUGACCAAACGGCUGAAAAAUGCUGCGGCGAAUGUUCUGCGUGAAACUUGGCUCAUUUACAAACAUACAAGACUAGUAAAACGGGUUAAUCCCGGCCGUGUAAGAACCCACCAAAGAAAGUUCCUUCUAGCUAUAUAUGCGUUGCGAAAAGUUAAAAUGGAUCAGCGCAAACUAAUGGAUAAUGCAAACACAAUAACUGACAUGGCCAAGACACAAAACACGGUCUACGAGAUAAUAUCGGACAUGUCUAGCCGUCAGGAUGCCAUCGAAGAGCGUCUAACCAACCUAGAGGACAAAAUGCAGAGCAUACAAGAGCACAUGGAAAGCCUUCCAGACCUAUUGUCUCGAUGUCUGACCCAGCACCAGGAGCGGAUCGAGCAGCGGCGGAACUUUUUACAUCCUGACACAGCUGCAGUUGCACCCAUUCAAGCGCCAACGCCCCAAUCGAUGUUCAAUGCAGCGCCCAUGCUGUUCCCCCAUUCUAGAAGUGUUCCCUCAUCCAAUAACGCCGCUGCUACUUACCAUUGGCCAACAAGCCCUAUUUUGCCACCUAUAUCUAGUAGAACACCACAUUUAGUGCCUGAUACUCACAUGCCAUCAAAUGGAUCUGCAGUUAAUAGCUACGCAUCUUCCAACAAAUACGGCAGCUGAAUAUCAGAAAGAGAGCGCU